GACAUAAGCUGGAAGAAUUGUCACACUCCCUCAAAGCGGCAUCCUGUUACAGUAACACCUACGUUAGCCACAAAAGGCUUUAGGGCAACACAAAGAGAUCCCAUGAAGCUGCUUAUUAUAAAAUCAGGCAAGCUAAGAAUUGUAAAUCAGAUGAUGCUUGAUAUUUUUCUUGAUCAUGACUACCUGUGAUUACGCUGUUUGCGUGGGUGGUCCUUGUGGCCCUAGUGUCGAUUGCUCGAGCAAUUCAAAGUGCGUUCUUCUGAAAGACUGUAACAAGGAUAUUCAUGGACACAAGAAGCUGCUUAACAUAUCAGACAAGUCUCUUCAAACUGAGUUUGAACUUCUUCUUGCUAGAGCUGGCCUAUUCGAGAAUGGAGUUUUAUAUGACAGCUUGACGAUUUGCCCUCGUCACCGAGACCUCCACGGGAUACGGUUCCGCCUCAACAAAAAGUAUUGCGUUGUGCCUGCAACAUGGGCCGAUCACAGGAGCGCCAAUCCUUUGGGUGAUAAGGGGAUUACAUUUCUCCAGUCAAAGGCACUGCAAGCGAAAGUCCACCAGCUUAUCCCAGUUGGUUCGCCUAAGUAG
This is a messenger RNA of Nematostella vectensis (starlet sea anemone), 586 nucleotides long. RefSeq lists its product as uncharacterized. Lineage: Eukaryota; Metazoa; Cnidaria; Anthozoa; Actiniaria; Edwardsiidae. The coding region runs from base 176 to 586 and encodes 136 amino acids. The record is from RefSeq and is a predicted model, not a curated record. The transcript has 2 exons.